GAAGGAAGCUGCCAAUCUCCAGAGGACCUGAACACUCUACAGACAGCACUAAGUCAAGCUAAGCAUGGACACAAACCUCCCAACUGCAACUGUGAUGGCCCAGAAUGUCCAGACUAUCUUGAGUGGCUGGAGAAGAGGAUCAAGUUGACAACCACUGAGAACCAAAAUGCCCACAAGAAAGAGAAGGCUCAUCAACAGCUACCCCAGUUGAAGAAGCAGUCUCAGCCCUACUCCCAAGCCAAUGGAAGCCAGCAUGCAUCAUACUCUCAGCAGCUUCAAGGCCCUCACCCAAGCCAGGUGCCCUGCACCAAACCCCCAAUCACUUGCUCUCCCCAGGUGCUCUCUAUAGCUAAGGAAAAGAAUAUCAAUCUUCAGACAGCCAUUGCUAUAGAAGCUUUGACACAACUAUCUGGUACCAGUCCACAACCCGGUGGCUCUACCAGUCAAACCCCACACAAACACCUCCACCAUCAACAUGUAC
Molecule: messenger RNA, 481 nt
Organism: Cynoglossus semilaevis (tongue sole)
Lineage: Eukaryota; Metazoa; Chordata; Actinopteri; Pleuronectiformes; Cynoglossidae
Product: methylcytosine dioxygenase TET3-like
Exons: 1
Biological process (GO): chromosomal 5-methylcytosine DNA demethylation, oxidation pathway; positive regulation of transcription by RNA polymerase II
Cellular component (GO): nucleus
Molecular function (GO): DNA 5-methylcytosine dioxygenase activity
Source: RefSeq, a predicted model, not a curated record